AUGAAUAUCCUCGAAUGGGCAUUCGGAAAGCGCAUGACGCCCGCGGAGCGUCUACGCAAGAACCAGCGCAUGCUAGAUAAGGCCAUCCGUGAACUUGAUCAGAUGCGCGUCAAGCUGGAGAAGCAAGAGAAGACCCUUAUUCAACAAAUCAAAACGAGCGCCAAGAAUGGACAGAUGGGAGCUUGCAAGAUUCAGGCCAAGGAUUUGGUCCGCACGAGACGAUACGUCGAAAAGUUUUACAGCAUGCGCAGUCAAUUACAAAAGAUUUCGCUUCGCCUUCAGACAUACAGAACGAACGAACAAAUGAUGCAGGCUAUGAAGGGCGCUACCAUGGCAUUGGGAAGCAUGAAUAAAUCGAUGAAUCUUCCCCAGCUUCAACGAAUCGCCAUGGAGUUUGAACGCGAAAACGAUAUCAUGGACCAACGACAAGAGAUGAUGGACGAUGCCAUUGAUGAUGCUAUGGAUGUGGGAAUUGAAGAAGAAGGCGAUGAGGUGGUAGAACAAGUCUUGGAAGAGAUUGGUGUGGACUUUAACCAGGCACUCGGUGAAACACCUACCGCUCUGGGAACUGCGGCGGUACCUGAGGGUAAGAUCGCUCAGGCGGUUGGUGGCGGAGGCGGCGGCGGCGGCGGUGGUGACCCUGUUGACGACGACCUGCAAGCAAGACUGGAUAGUUUGCGAAAAUAG
Messenger RNA from Fusarium oxysporum Fo47, 687 nucleotides. RefSeq names its product ESCRT-III subunit protein DID4. NCBI's taxonomy places the organism in Eukaryota, Fungi, Ascomycota, Sordariomycetes, Hypocreales, Nectriaceae. The coding region runs from base 1 to 687 and encodes 228 amino acids. Gene Ontology annotation, cellular component: multivesicular body; ESCRT III complex. The transcript is spliced from 4 exons. The record is from RefSeq and is a predicted model, not a curated record. Gene Ontology annotation, biological process: endosome transport via multivesicular body sorting pathway; late endosome to vacuole transport; protein transport.